CUUCAGAGUGCAGGCUGUUGUGAUCUGUGGCUUGGCCUUUAGACCAUGUGGUGGCCCUGAGGACCAGUAUUUGGGAACAUCCUGUCUAGGCAUCCCUGCCGGAGAGACAGAACCAUGGCUGUAGAUAGCUGGCAUACAUGGGUAGCCAUCAAGGUUGCUAGACCUCUGGGCAGACCAUUUUAGGGACUCCGUAAUGGAAAAUGGAAAAAAAUUCAGAAAAUGGCUUUCAGCUAAUGGUCUUGUUUAACUAGCUCUGAAAACAGCUGAAGUACUCAUGUAAACCAAGCAAUUCCCAUUGAUUUCCAGCAAUUUCAAGAAAGAAUGUUUGAAAUUCCCAUUUUCUAUGUGUCUGUAGCCUUGUGUAAUUGUAACUGUGCAUGUUUCAACCCUGGGAAGUGUUGCAGCAGUGUUAAAAAUGGAUUAAAUUCUACCAGAGAUCAGGGCGCCCCGUCCCGGCUGCCGGCUCUGCGGGGGCUGCCCACCAUGACCGGGCCGAGGCUGGCCCUCGCCGCCGCGCUCCUCUGCAGCUGUACUUCGCCGGUGGCCGACGCCAACUCCUGGUGGUCUUUGGCCAUGAACCCUAUCCAGAGACCUGAGAUGUACAUCAUUGGCGCGCAGCCGGUGUGCAGCCAGCUGCCGGGGCUCUCCCCUGGGCAGCGCAAGCUCUGCCAGCUCUACCAGGAGCACAUGGUGUUCAUCGGGGAGGGGGCCCGCAGCGCCAUCAAGGAGUGCCAGUACCAGUUUCGGCAGCGGCGGUGGAACUGCAGCACGGUGGACAACACCUCUGUCUUCGGACGGGUCAUGAAAAUAGGUAGCCGAGAGACUGCUUUCACCUAUGCCGUCAGUGCUGCCGGGGUGGUGAAUGCCAUCAGCCGGGCUUGCCGUGAAGGAGAGCUCUCCAGCUGUGGCUGCAGUCGGACAGCUCGGCCCAAGGACUUGCCCCGAGACUGGCUGUGGGGCGGCUGCGGGGAUAAUGUGGAGUAUGGAUAUCGUUUCGCCAAGGAGUUUGUGGACGCCAAGGAGAGGGAGAAAAACUAUGUGAGAGGUUCAGAGGAACAGGCUCGCAUGCUCAUGAACUUGCAGAACAACGAGGCUGGUCGCAGGGCUGUGUACAAGCUGGCGGACGUGGCCUGCAAGUGCCAUGGUGUAUCAGGCUCCUGCAGCCUCAAGACCUGCUGGCUGCAGCUGGCUGACUUCCGCAAGGUGGGUGACUUGCUGAAGGAGAAGUACGACAGUGCUGCGGCCAUGAGGAUCAGCCGCAAGGGCAAGCUGGAGCUGGUGAACAACCGCUUCAACAUGCCGACGCAAGAGGACCUGGUCUACGUUGACCCCAGCCCGGACUAUUGCCUGCGCAAUGAGACCACUGGUUCUCUGGGCACCCAGGGCCGCCUGUGCAACAAGACGUCGGAGGGCAUGGAUGGGUGUGAGCUGAUGUGCUGCGGACGGGGUUAUGACCAGUUCAAGAGCGUCCAGGUGGAGCGUUGCCACUGCAAGUUCCAUUGGUGCUGUUACGUCAAGUGUAAAAAGUGCACAGAGAUUGUCGACCAGUAUGUCUGUAAAUGAAAGGAGCCACCAAAGCAACAAAUCUAUAUUAUAUAAAUCUAUAUAAAUAUAUUUUAUAUUUGUAUAAAUAAACAGAUGAUGAUAAUAAUUAAAGAAGCUUAUUUAAGAGACA
Neopsephotus bourkii (Bourke's parrot) is the source of this 1675-nucleotide messenger RNA. It is a transcript of the gene WNT5B, whose product is annotated as Wnt family member 5B. Gene Ontology annotation, cellular component: extracellular region. Gene Ontology annotation, biological process: canonical Wnt signaling pathway; cell fate commitment; neuron differentiation. Gene Ontology annotation, molecular function: cytokine activity; frizzled binding. Bases 322 to 1563 code for a protein of 413 amino acids. The transcript has 5 exons. NCBI's taxonomy places the organism in Eukaryota, Metazoa, Chordata, Aves, Psittaciformes, Psittacidae. The record is from RefSeq and is a predicted model, not a curated record.